AUGGCCGAACCUCGAACGUUUGACGACAUCCUCCCCUUCAUCGGAGGAUACGGGACUUACCAGAAGAGGCUUUUACGUUUAUUCGUCUAUCCGUUGGGGAUCAUGCUGCCGUUUUUCCAAAUGACGGUCUUCUUUCAGAUCCCGACGCCGGAUCAUUGGUGUCACGUCCCGGGAAGGGAAGCAUCCAAUGCCUCUCUCCCGCUCUGGAAAAAUCUCACUCUUCCCUGGGAACCAGGGCGAGAUGGGACUUUGCGCCAUUCGCGAUGCUUCACAUACAACCUCAACAUUACAGAAGAGAAUGUCCUGGAAAAGUCACGGCUUUCCGAUUUGCACGAAUGUGAGGACUGGGAAUUCGACAAGGAACAGUACCAGCUCACGAUUCCAUCGCAUUUCAAAUGGGUGUGCAGCAGAAAAUAUUGGACGGCCACGUACUUGACCGUUGGGGGAGUGGGGAAUCUCGUCGGGCUCUUCCUAUUUGGACCAUUCUCCGAUUAG
Molecule: messenger RNA, 495 nt
Organism: Darwinula stevensoni
Lineage: Eukaryota; Metazoa; Arthropoda; Ostracoda; Podocopida; Darwinulidae
Source: the annotation of a GenBank genome assembly